UCUUUGCUUACUGGACUAUUGAUAGUCGCCUUGUACGUCUUGUUGCUACAAUAAAACUAGUGAAUUGCAUUUAGUUUUAUGAAUAAAAUCUACUCGAACCUAUGGUACUGAUUUGUACCAUGUCGUACUUCCGCUCCGCAGAGCACAUGGCGAAGAUAAAAUAGAGAAAAUAAGAAUCCCUAAAGAAAGCCCAACACGGCAAAAUUGAAAAUAUGAACUGGUACAAUUUUGAAUUUUGAAACAUCCGCAGAUAUGUUCAUAUGGCGGUUAUCAUGGAACCUUCAAUGUGACACGUAAGUGCCUUUCAAUAAUAAGCGGCAUAUGGUCCCCAAGUAAAAUAAUGAGUGUGCCCUGAACAAGAAAACAAUAGGCGGAACUAAAUAAAAUGGAAAGUCACCUCUCAGUCUUAUUAUUUCGUGUUUUCGCCAGGCGCCCCGCGGAGUGCAAUUACUACAUGACACAAAUCAGCCGCCAUACUAACAGAUUAGAUAAAGAUUCAAAUGAGAUGCGUUAACAUACUAUGUAUGUCUAUGCAAAUAAUGCCUGUAGAAUACAUAUUAUAAAUGCUACAUAAACUUUAUGAAAAAAAAAACACGUGAAAACUUUCCAUUUCAUUAAUCAUAAUAAUCAAAGAAUCAAGAAUUCAUUAAUUUUGAAAUCUGAAUUAAUCUAAUCAUCCUUUACUAUCAGCAGUUCCUGACCUUAAAAAAGAACUGUUGUGUAUAUAUGUUAUUUCAAAUUUUUAUCUACGGCUUUUUCAGAAUUUUAGAUUUACAAUAUAAUUUUAUGCUAUGAAGUCUGCGUUAGAAUACCUUGCUAGUAUGGACUAAUUCAAACAGCAAUCUGGAACAUGGUCAUAUCAUCCUUUAAUGGUAACACCUCCAAUCGAUGCAUGACUUAUUUGGGGAAAUUGCAUCCGCCCUAUGUAUAAUCAUUUUUUUUAUCAUAUUUCAAUAACUAUCGUAAAGUUAUACUUACUUUGUACAUGUAUACUAUAAUUGCAUAUAAAAGACAUUUUCCAUCACCAUGUAAAUGUUAUUGCUACUUUUUAUAAAGCAAUAAUGCUGCCGGUGUAAUAUUCAACGAUGUCCCUACUGGGACACCGUAAACAUAUCAUAUCAGUAUAUAUAUAGUCAAUACUUAGAAAAGCAGGCAUUCCAAUUAAAGAGAUUGACAGUCUCAUAAUCAGUUAAAAAUGGCAAAACAGAAAUCAUUCCUUUUAAGCUGUUUUAUUGUUGUUAUCAUCAUAGCAAAUUUUGCUGAAUGUAAGAAAAAUCAGUAUUCAAAACAACUCGUACUUGUUGAACAUAAUCUCAGUAAAAUGCUGCUCAAUGCGACGGAUUUGAUCAAGUCACUUGAGAAGAUCAUAGAAGAUAAAACCAUAACAGAACCGUGUGACAAAGUCAACUUACCGUCUGGCUUCAUCGGAUGCUAUAUCGACAAACCGGACCGAAUCUUGACAAGACAAAUGCCAAACAGUCAGUCUAAUACUGGCGACAACUGUAAACAGCAAUGUAAAGAAGCCGGCUACACGUUAGCUGGAACGGAAGUAAGUUGGUUGUAAAGAUUUUAUAGAACGCUUAUACAUAUUUAUAUGUG
This is a messenger RNA of Ruditapes philippinarum (Manila clam), 1599 nucleotides long. RefSeq lists its product as uncharacterized. The transcript is spliced from 2 exons. The coding region runs from base 1196 to 1564 and encodes 122 amino acids. The record is from RefSeq and is a predicted model, not a curated record. Lineage: Eukaryota; Metazoa; Mollusca; Bivalvia; Venerida; Veneridae.